This is a messenger RNA of Medicago truncatula (barrel medic), 591 nucleotides long. RefSeq lists its product as uncharacterized. The transcript has 2 exons. NCBI's taxonomy places the organism in Eukaryota, Viridiplantae, Streptophyta, Magnoliopsida, Fabales, Fabaceae. The record is from RefSeq and is a predicted model, not a curated record. The coding region runs from base 1 to 591 and encodes 196 amino acids.
AUGGUUCAACAUUUCAUUCAGCAAAUGCAGUCUGAGUUUGAGAUGAGCUUAAUUGGUGAGUUGACCUAUUUUCUUGGUCUUCUGGUUAAACAAAUGAAAGAUACAAUCUUCAUGUCACAGGGUAAAUAUGUCAAGAACAUUGUGAAGAAAUUUGGCAUGGAUAAUGGUGGUCACAAGAGAACUCCAGCUGUCACUCACUUGAAGCUGACAAAUGAUGAAAGUGGUAUAUCUGUUGAUCAAAGCAUGUAUAGAAGCAUGAUUGGGAGUUUAUUGUAUCUUACUGCAAGCAGUGAAAACUCUGAGCUGAUGGGCUAUUGUGAUGCUGGCUGGGCAGGAAGUGCAGAUGAUAGGAAACGUACCUCUGGUGGAUGUUCCUUCCUAGGAAAUAAUCUAGCUUCUUGGUUCAAUAAGAAACAGAACUGUGUAUCUCUGCCUACUGCUAAAGCUGAGUACAUAGCAGCAGGAACUUGUUGCUCACAACUUGUUUGGAUGAAGCAGAUGUUGAAGGAGUAUAAUGUGGAACAAGAUGUUCUAACUUUAUACUGUGACAACCUAAGUGCUAUCAACAUUUCCAAGAACCCUAUUCAAUAA